Messenger RNA from Parnassius apollo (apollo), 3198 nucleotides. The record is from the annotation of a GenBank genome assembly. Lineage: Eukaryota; Metazoa; Arthropoda; Insecta; Lepidoptera; Papilionidae.
AUGAAUAUAAUUUUUUAUUUUGGACUGUUUGCAUUCAUGGGUUCUACAGUGUCUCAAUUUUCUGAUUAUAAUAUUCUUCAAGAUGUCAUUGAUAUAACUGCAACUGGGAAUAUAGACUUCACUUCUGGCUCAGAUGGACAUCCUGCUUACAAAUUUGAAGAAUCGAGCAAUAUAUCAGCUGGGGCUCAAUCUAUUUCCCUGUUUGACAAAACACUUUCCAGUCCAUUUGCUAUAAAUAUAUUGUUUAAAUUUGAAACAGUUGAAUACUCUUGCUUAUUCGCAAUAAUGGACUCAAAGAAAGAAAUAAAGCUUAGACUGUGCUUAACACCGAUCGGCCCAGAUGCUGUAACAGUUAAUAUUGAUAGCAGCAGUUUAGCAGAAAGUCAAGUAAAUUUUAAUGUCUAUAUAAAUGAAGAUCUUAUUUCCAAUUGGAUAAAUAUUUUUCUGAUCUUUGAAGACAAACGAAACAUUUUAUCUAUUUAUGUCAAAUGUGAACACAUCGAUUCGAUUAUGUUAAGAGAAGAAAUGAAAGAUAUUUAUUUCUCUCAAGAUUCACAAAUUUUUAUUGGACAAUCUGGGACGGAAAAGAAAGAUCCUUUUAAGGGGGCCAUACAAAAACUAGUUAUUUACCCGAACUCAGAUAAAGAAAAAUUGAAUACUUUAUGCAGAGACAUUGAUGGUUACUCGGAAUCUGAGGAUGUUCAUCUUAAAGGUGACUUGACAUCACCACCAGAGUAUUUCCUAAAUAGUGAAACAGUUGAAAAGGGUGAAAAAGGUGACAGAGGUGAAAAAGGUGACACUGGUGCGCAAGGUAAAAGUGGGAUAGCAGGUGAACCAGGGAAGAAAGGUGACAAAGGUGACAAGGGAGAAAAAGGGGACUCCAUCAAAGGACCGCAAGGAGCUCAGGGUCCAAUAGGACCACAAGGUCCAAUUGGUUUACCUGGCCGUAAAGGAGAGGAAGGAAUGUGCCGAUGUUCGGAAUCUGUGAUAUCAAGUGUAAUCAAAAACAUGCCGGAAACGAAGGGACCACAAGGUGAACCCGGACCUAGAGGAGCAGAUGGUGACAUCGGCAUUCCAGGAAAGACAGGAUUACCUGGAAUGCAAGGCGAGAGAGGUCCAAUGGGCCUUAAAGGAGAUAAAGGUGAACGAGGAGAAGAUGGACGUUCAGGACGUGACGGUGCACCAGGGUCCAAAGGAGAGCCAGGUACAGAUGGUGCUCCUGGACCGGCCGGACCACGAGGUGAAACAGGAUUACCUGGUCCACCAGGACUAGCAUGUGAGCGAGAAGAAGAAUCAGAAAAGGUGCCAGUAGUAGGUGAAAAGGGCGAUGUUGGACCGAUUGGCCCACCAGGACCACCAGGAUUGCGAGGUGAAAAAGGGGAAAAGGGUGAAAUAGGAGAUCGUGGAUUAACAGGAGAAAAAGGUGAACGGGGGUACGACGGUCCACAAGGUCCACGAGGAGAAAAAGGUGAAACAGGAAAUCCUGGCUUGAACGGGACACCUGGAGUACCGGGGACUCAUGGAAGACCUGCAGAGAAGGGAGAAAAAGGUGAUCCUGGUGAAAAGGGUGAAAUAGGUCACCCUGGCAUACCAGCAAAACUUUCUUCCAUAUUAGAUGAAGAUAUGGACGUUAAUGAAAACACCAUGUUAGUUGAAAAAUUAAGGGGAUUUAAAGGAGAAGCAGGAAAAACGGGCGAAAAGGGUGACAAAGGAGACAAGGGAGAAAUAGGUCAUUCAGGUGCCCCGGGGAUAGAGGGUCGGCAAGGAGUUCCAGGUGAAAAGGGUAAUCAAGGCGAAAAAGGCAAUGUUGGUGCUACGGGACCAAAAGGUUAUAAGGGAGAUAGGGGUGAAACUGGGCCGUCUGGAACGAUAUCUCCGUCUACCUUAAACCGUUUGAAGGGUCCUAAAGGUGACCGAGGGCCAACAGGAAAGAGUGGACCUCGCGGACCACCUGGAUAUAAUGGAAAAAUAGGUCCUAUUGGUUUACCAGGCCAAAAAGGUGAAAAGGGUGCCAGCGGUGCUCCUGGAGCUCUGGGUCCUGCAGGUCCAGUAGGAGUGACUGGAGCAAAAGGAGAAAAAGGUGAAAAGGGAGACAUACCAGAAAUAGCCCUGGAAAAGAUGAAAGGCGAAAAGGGAGAAAGAGGUGCAGCAGGAGUGCCAGGAGAGCCUGGCAAAAUGGGGCCGCCUGGUAUAUGUGAGACUACUGACAACCGUUUGCCAAUACCAGGACCUCCUGGUCCGCCAGGUCCACCUGGUCCGCCAGGUACUUCCGUGACCGGCCCUAAAGGAGAACCUGGAGGAAUUAUUUCGCAGAAAACAUUUUAUGCAUUCAGUGACAAUGCAGUUGAUCCAGAUGAUGAAGACGAUUUUUAUACCUCAGCGACAAUGAUUUAUAAAACUUCAACAGCCCUUAUCAAGAGAACAAGUUCGACCCCUUUGGGGACUUUGGCCUAUGUUUUACAAGAAAAGUUACUCCUUUUAAGAGUUGAGCGAGGCUGGCAGUAUGUGAUGAUGGGUUCCUUAUUUGAGGAGAAAGAGCAGAAACCGAAGAAUUUUGUGGCUAAGCUUUCAGAUGGUAGAGAACGGAGACGAAAAAACUUUAUUCGGCUAGCUGCUCUCGAUGAGCCUUAUUCUGGUAAAAUGGAGACUGCUACAAACCGUACUGGACGUAAAACAGUAGAUCAAGAAUGCCACAUACAGUCCCAGAAAGCAGGUCUUACUGGCACAUUUGCAGCAUUUCUAGCAAAUAAAGUUGAAGACUUAAAGUCGAUAUUAAAAACGAAAGAUAAAGACGUUGCUGUGUACAAUAUACAUCAGGAACUUCUGUUUGACUCAUGGACGGAUAUUUUUAAUGAAUCGGGAAUUACGACCGUCAAAUCUGAUAUUUAUAGUUUUAGCGGUAAAAAUGUACUUAUUGAUCCUACCUGGCCUCAAAAAGCUAUAUGGCAUGGUAGUAACUCAUUAGGCGUCCGCUUGACGAAUUCGUUUUGUGAGGAAUGGCAAAGUGAUAGCCCUAAACACUUUGGAACAGCAACGUACAUUUUUGACAAAAAGCUGUUUACGCAAGAAAAAUACACGUGUAACAACAAGUUGAUUGUGUUAUGUGUUGAAGUAAGGCCUAAUAUGAUAAGAAAACAGAGACAUACCUCAAGACGGCGAACUCCUUAUCCUCGGUUAAAUUCUAGAUUAGCCACAUAA